CCAUUCGCACGCCGCCUCGUGCCCUCCAUCUCCCCUCCCCCCUACCUCCUCCCAGAUCUCGUCGCGCUCGCCAUUCCCCCCUCCGCUACGCGCCGAGCGCCCCCCCGUCCAGAUCAGGCGCCGCCGCCGCCGCCGCACCGCGCCUCGUCGUGGGCGCCCUCGCCCCGCUCCCUCCCCGUGGUGGACUGCCGCGGGGUGGAGAGGAGAUCCGCCGCGGCUGGCUGGCUCUGGAUUGGUCGGCUGGCUGGUUGGUCGAGUGAUUCGUUCGUUUGUUGAUUGUUCGAGGCGCUAGGACCGCCCCCUGGCGCGGAGGCCGCACAGGAUCGGCGGCGCCGGCGGCGAGAUGAAGGGCGCGGUCAUCCCCGCGGUCGCGAUCAUGCCCUCGCCGCUCUUCCUCUGGCGGUUUAAGGCCAUAUUGUUUCUCCUAUGGGGCUUAUGUUGUUGCAAGAUAGGUUGGGACUCAGUUAUGAGGAUGAGUGCUGAUCUGCGAGACUUAUUCCUUUAUGAGGCUUUCUUGUACUAUAAUCCUCUUCUUCUUGUGGCUUUGAUGAUUUGGUUAUGGGGAGUAAAUUUAUGGGUCUUUGCGCAAUCAUCUGUCAACUAUGCUAAAGUUUUUGAUCUUGCACAGACACAUUUAUCUCACCGAGAGAUAUGGAGGUGUGCUACUUGGCUGACUUUAAUUGUCCCCACAAGCAUGACAGCUUACCUAUAUCUGUACUCACAUGGAGAAGUGUCUCUUGCAGCAUCUCAACCAGUUCUCUUGUAUGCUAUCCUUCUGAUGAUCCUUUUUUCCCCUUUUGAUAUGUUUUACAUAUCAUCAAGAUUUUACUUUCUGAGGACAGUGUGGCGUAUAAUACUGCCUUUACAAGCAAUUACAUUCCCUGACUUCUUUUUGGCUGAUAUUUUUACAUCCAUGUCAAAGGUGUUCUCAGAUCUGGAGCGUUCAGUUUGUCGCAUGGUGAAUCGCCAGGUUGCGACUAUUGCUUGGUUUGAAGCAGAUUCUAUUUGUGGCAGUCACUCCAUUGCUAUUCCUCUUGCUCUCGUAUUCCCCUACUUGUGCCGUUUCUUUCAAUGUCUCCGACAGUACAAGGAUACCAAGGAGAAAACAUGUCUUUUGAACGCCCUCAAGUACUCAACAGCAGUUCCAGUGAUUUUUCUUUCGGCUCUCAAGUAUCAUGUAUUUCCUGAGCAGUGGGUUAGCUUUUACCGACCCCUCUGGCUUAUAUCUAGUGUUAUAAACUCGCUGUAUUCCUUCUACUGGGAUAUAAAGCGAGAUUGGGAUUUGAGCAUCCUAACCAGGAUUUUCAUGUUCAAAAACCCAAGCAUAUGGACUAAUCUUCUUUAUGGGCAGAACUGGGUGUUCUACUGGGUACUAGGUAGCAAUUUGGUUCUGCGAUGUACAUGGACAUACAAGCUCUCGGCACAUCUUCGACACAACUACCUGACGGUGUUCACCAUAGCUGCACUGGAAAUACUGAGACGGUGGCAGUGGGUGUUUUUCCGAGUUGAGAACGAGUGGAACAAGAUGACAGCCAAGCAAAACCUGGAGAUGUCAUCCGACAUGCCCUCGGAAGGAGACAGGCUACUGGAGUCUAGUAAUAACCAUACAGUAUGAAUUGGAUUCUAGCCAUAUUCUACGAUACAGAUUCAUCAUCAUUCUUUUAGUGUGACCAUUAUAGCCAAAUUUUACGUCGACGGUUCAGAUUUUGUCUGUAGAGCACAAAAGGUCAGGGAUACAUGAUAGGUUUCUAUAAAAGGUUGAAAUUGUUGGUCAAACGAAUGACUGUAAUCCUCUUGGGAAUGUAUACUGUUGUAACCCUCUUGAAUCCAACAGGAGGUAUUUGUUGACACAUGAAAGAAUAAUAGUAAUGUCGAAAUUUUUACGAACUUA
Molecule: messenger RNA, 1891 nt
Organism: Panicum hallii
Lineage: Eukaryota; Viridiplantae; Streptophyta; Magnoliopsida; Poales; Poaceae
Product: SPX and EXS domain-containing protein 5
Exons: 13
Coding region: 344-1615 (423 amino acids)
Cellular component (GO): cytoplasm; membrane
Source: RefSeq, a predicted model, not a curated record